AUGUCGGUGCCUCCACAGGCGUUUGUAAACAAAAACAAAAAACAUUUCCUGGGUAUCCCCGCGCCCUUAGGUUAUGUUGCUGGUGUUGGUCGAGGAGCGACUGGUUUCACCACAAGAUCAGAUAUCGGUCCUGCCAGAGAUGCGAACGAUGUCUCUGAUGAUCGUCAUGCACCCCCUGCUGCCAAACGCAAGAAAACCGAGGAGGAAGAUGAUGAUGAGGAUUUGAAUGACUCCAAUUAUGAUGAAUUCUCAGGAUACAGUGGUUCAUUGUUUUCCAAGGACCCUUACGACAAAGAUGAUGCUGAAGCCGAUGCUAUAUACGAGUCUAUUGACAAAAGAAUGGAUGAGAAGAGGAAGGAAUACAGGGAGAAACGGCUCAAGGAAGACUUGGAGAGAUACCGUCAAGAGAGACCAAAAAUUCAACAACAGUUCUCAGAUUUAAAACGAGAAUUGAAAUCAGUGUCCGAGGAUGAAUGGUCAGCGAUUCCUGAAGUGGGUGAUGCUCGUAACAGGAAACAGAGGAACCCUAGAGCAGAGAAGUUUACCCCGUUGCCUGACAGUGUACUGUCCAGGAAUUUGGGUGGAGAAUCUUCUUCAUCCAUCGACCCUGGGUCUGGACUGGCGUCAAUGAUGCCUGGAGUCAUGACUCCUGGCAUGUUGACCCCAUCUGGUGACCUGGAUUUGAGAAAGAUAGGUCAAGCUCGUAACACUUUGAUGACAGUGAAACUGUCACAAGUAUCGGACUCGGUAACUGGACAAACUGUGGUGGAUCCGAAGGGAUAUCUGACAGACUUGCAGUCCAUGAUCCCUACUUACGGUGGUGAUAUAAAUGAUAUUAAGAAGGCCAGGUUGUUGUUGAAGUCUGUCAGAGAGACUAACCCUAACCAUCCACCUGCUUGGAUCGCUAGUGCGAGGUUGGAAGAAGUUACAGGUAAGGUCCAAUCAGCUCGUAACUUGAUAAUGAAGGGUUGCGAGGUGAACCCGAGCAGCGAGGAGCUGUGGCUGGAGGCGGCGCGCCUGCAGCCGCGCGACACGGCGCGCGCCGUCAUCGCGCACGCGGCCAGGAACCUGCCGCACAGUGUCCGCAUAUGGGUCAAAGCCGCCGAUUUGGAACAGGAGACUAAGGCAAAACGCCGAGUCUACCGCAAAGCCUUGGAACACAUACCUAACUCAGUCCGUUUAUGGAAAGCUGCAGUUGAGCUGGAAAACCCAGAGGACGCUCGGAUCCUAUUGUCCAGGGCCGUGGAGUGUUGCCAUACUAGUGUCGAACUGUGGCUCGCAUUGGCAAGAUUGGAAACUUACGAGAAUGCAAGAAAAGUACUCAACAAAGCUCGUGAGAAUAUACCUACUGAUAGACAGAUUUGGGUAACUGCUGCCAAGCUUGAAGAGGCACAUGGUAACACGCAUAUGGUGGAGAAGAUUAUAGAUCGUGCCAUCACCUCGUUGAGCGCGAAUGGAGUGGAGAUCAACCGCGAGCAUUGGUUCAAGGAGGCCAUGGAAGCUGAAAAGUCCGGCGCAGUACACACUUGCCAGGCCAUUAUACGCGCGGUGAUAGGACACGGCAUUGAACCUGAAGACCAGAAACACACGUGGAUGGAGGAUGCAGAAGCUUGCGCGAAUGAAGGCGCGUACGAGUGCGCCCGCGCAGUGUACGGGUAUGCUCUGUCAGUUUUUCCCUCCAAAAAAUCAAUAUGGCUGCGGGCAGCGUACUUGGAGAAGCAACAUGGCACCCGUGCUAGUUUGGAAGCUCUACUACAACGAGCCGUGGCUCAUUGUCCCAAGUCUGAGGUGCUGUGGCUAAUGGGAGCCAAGUCUAAGUGGUUGGCAGGUGACGUACCAGCGGCGCGAGGGAUUCUAUCCCUGGCGUUUCAAGCCAAUCCCAAUUCUGAAGAGAUCUGGUUGGCUGCCGUCAAGUUGGAGAGUGAGAACAAAGAGUACGACAGAGCGAGACGACUGCUGUCUAAAGCUCGUGCGUCUGCGCCUACGCCGAGGGUGAUGAUAAAGUCCGCUAAACUGGAAUGGGCUCUGAACAACUUGGAUGUCGCGCUGAAACUUCUAGAAGAAGCUAUCAGAGUAUUUGGUGAUUAUGCGAAGUUGCACAUGAUGAAGGGACAAAUUGAGGAGCAGAUGAACAAGGAUGAAGAAGCACGCAAUACUUAUUCACAAGGGCUCAAGAAAUGUGCAACGAGUGUGCCCAUGUGGAUUUUACUGUCGAGACUUGAAGAAAAACUGAAGAAUGUUACCAAAGCUAGAUCUGUGUUGGAGAAGGCCAGACUUAGGAAUCCUAAAACAGCUGAAUUAUGGUUAGAGAGUGUAAGACUGGAGAGAAGGAACGGCAGUGCAGAGAUAGCCAACGCAGUGAUGGCUAAAGCACUGCAGGAGUGUCCUACCGCCGGCCGACUGUGGGCAGAGGCCAUAUUCAUGGAGUCUCGACCACAGAGGAAGACUAAGAGCGUGGACGCGCUGAAGAAGUGCGAGCACGACGCGCACGUGCUGCUGGCCGUGUCGCAGCUGUUCUGGACGGAGCGGAAACUCAACAAGUGCCGGGAGUGGUUCAACAGGACGGUCAAAAUCGAUCCGGACCUAGGUGACGCUUGGGCUUAUUUCUACAUGUUCGAGUUAUUGCACGGGAACGAACAGCAACAAGAGGAUGUGAAAUCCCGCUGCAAAGCCGCUGAACCUCACCACGGCGAGGCCUGGUGUAAAGUCUCCAAAGACAUCGCCAACUGGUGCUUCAGCACUGAACAGGUCCUACUGCUCGUUGCCAAGAACUUACCCGUACCCACGUGA
This is a messenger RNA of Spodoptera littoralis (African cotton leafworm), 2790 nucleotides long. The record is from the annotation of a GenBank genome assembly. Lineage: Eukaryota; Metazoa; Arthropoda; Insecta; Lepidoptera; Noctuidae.